AGUAAUAGAUGAAACGUUAGUAGGAUGACAAGAAACGCAAGUGACGUUAUACCUACCUAGAAGAAAUUUUAAUUUGUGUCUGGCUUCUCUUUCAGAUAAUUUUAGCUGUUCAAUGUAGAGAAUCGUUCGAGUUUUACAUAUUAGUUACCGAGUAUUAGACUUUCUUUGUUCUUAUCAAAAUGACGCCAGUUUAGGAAAGUUUUACGUUUAUUAUUGUAAUCGAGUGUUUUUAUCUUUGAUGUGUACUCAGGACUUGGUUAAGCAAUUAUGUCUGACCAGAAGAGAAAUAAUACAAGCAAGAAUAAUGAGAGAGACAAUCAGUUUUCGUUCACGACCGGUGCUGCGGUGGGUUUGGUAGGCGUAGCGUUCGGCGGCGCGCUGUACUACAUGUCACGUCAAAUGACUCAGGGAAACCCGCAACCUGAAGAGGAAACACCACCAGCAACUACGACACAAACCAACUCCUUGCCUUCUAGAACUCGAACCAAUGCUACUGCAUGGACAUCCAGUCAGAAAAACUUUAAUAGCAAAAUGCCCGACGAGAGCGAAAAUCGUACUGACGGGAAUAAAGACAAAGCUAAGGAGUUUCUGACGGUGUUCACUGGUGUGUUUGGAGUGUUGGACUUUGUUCACGAUGGGCAGCUGAGCUAUAUAGCUCGGUCACUGGUACGGAAGCCAAGACCUGCUGACCAAGGAACGCCCGAGGAACAAGAACCUACUGCAUCGACAUCGACACGUUCCGAUCCGGUUUCCUCGUAUCUUAGUGAUUUAAUCAACAGAAUUUCCACAUCAGGGGACACAAAGGAAGCUCCAGAAAACCCCGAUAUCACCAAUUUGAACUCCCUGCUAUCAGACAUCCACGUCAGAUACAGCAAACAGAAAGAGUUCGAUCUCCACUACAAAGUGUUCGACGCCAUUUUCUUAAAACUACACACGAAAAUGAAGGAAGUGGAUCCGUAUUACCGGAAAUAUGCAAGCACGGUAUUUUUAGGUCCCGCUAGCUGGCAACCACUACGGCAUAAUAUACACAUAAAGAAACCUGAUAAAUUUGACAUGGAUAUAGUUAUUGGUUUGCCCUGGAACAUCGAAACUGAUGCUUUGAACCCAACUGAGAGCGGCAUUAUCAUCGAGCCGACAUCAGCUGGCUUCGUCCAGCUUAAGAUGGGCGUCCAGUUCCAACGGCUGCCGAUGAGAGACAAGGAAGAAUGGCUGAUCAACAGAGCCGCGUUUCAAUGGAAGGAUGACUCUAACUACCUCCUUCGGUCAAAAUUCAACGAUUGGUUUAAAAGUGUUGUGAACAAGGCAUUAAACAAAUUCGAGGUGUCUGGCAACCGACCUCUGUAUUACGUCGAAGGCGUGCCUUACAUUAUAGACAAAUCUGAGUCAGGUCCGGCUAUGACGCUUCUGAUUAGCAACAAAUCUAGAAAGUUCAAACUGGACGUCGAUCUUGUGCCGUGCCUGAAGUUCCCGGAAGAUCGGUGGCCCAUCGGUAAGAGCUAUCGGCAAAUCCCACAAAAAUGCAAGAAGUACUAUUGGAUGGUCGUCGGCAAGCCCAACAAGGAGUCUCCUAGCGUGCUCGGACAGCUGAGGUCCUGGCGUUUGGCUCUUCAUAACCAGGAGAGGGAAUUAAUGAACGAUUCUUAUGACUUCCUCCUCUUCAAAUCGAGUCAAACAAAAGAAAACUGCUCACGACAAGCUAUUUGGCUGAUGAAAAAGCUACGAGAAUCGUUGGGAAUGGAAAUAAUUACAUGUUACCAUGUAAAAACCCUAUUUUACUGGAAUGCGGUAGAAAGCAUGGACGCAGAUUAUUGGAGGAAGAACAAUCUUGCGAGCCUGUUCAAGCUGAUGGUGGGGAAACUGCACCAGGCUUUAGUGGUGGGGAAAAUCCCUUACUUCUGGAAUAAGGACAACAAUCUGAUUGGCAAUGUUGACAGGAAGGUCCUCAAUGAAUACUUGUUGAAACUAGUGCCGCUUAUAGAUAUCCUGGACCAACCGGAUAAAUACAAGAUGGUCGCUAAGUAUCUGUUGACGCCGGAAGAGUUUGCCGAUUACAAUAGAAAGUUUCUACACAUUUGAUCGGGAAUACUCAUGGUAGUCUUAUAGUGUUACCAAGAUUUUAAUUUAGAGGUGCUAUAUGCUUAUAAUUAAGAUAUUUAAAAUUGUUUAACAUUGUGAUGGAGAGAUUAAAUUUUUACAACUUUGAAGCAUAGACCAUGUUCCAAGAAAAUAAUAACUUUAUAAUAUUA
Molecule: messenger RNA, 2246 nt
Organism: Trichoplusia ni (cabbage looper)
Lineage: Eukaryota; Metazoa; Arthropoda; Insecta; Lepidoptera; Noctuidae
Exons: 6
Coding region: 268-2076 (602 amino acids)
Source: RefSeq, a predicted model, not a curated record